ACAAAACACAUCUUCUCUUUUUAAUAUUUCAUUGUUUCCCUUAUUCAUAUCAAUCAUCAUCAUGUUUAGUCAUAUUAUGGAGGGACUUACUGGUCAUCAUGACUCAAAGAAAGUCAAAGGAACUGUGGUGAUGAUGAAGAAAAAUGCUUUAGAUUUUACUGAUCUUGCUGGUUCUUUGACUGAUAAAAUCUUUGAGGCCCUUGGCCAGAAGGUCUCUUUUCAAUUAAUCAGUUCUGUUCAAGGUGAUCCUGCAAAUGGUUUACAAGGGAAACGCAGCAAUCCGGCCUACUUGGAGAACUUUCUCUUUACAAUAACUCCAUUAGCAGCAGGUGAAUCAGCCUUUGGUGUCACAUUUGAUUGGAAUGAGGAGUUUGGGGUUCCAGGUGCAUUCAUCAUCAAAAAUAUGCAUAUCAAUGAGUUCUUUCUUAAGUCACUCACUCUUGAAGAUGUGCCUAAUCAUGGCAAGGUCCAUUUUGUUUGCAAUUCUUGGGUUUAUCCUUCUUUUAGAUACAAGUCAGAUCGGAUUUUCUUUGCAAAUCAGCCAUACCUCCCAAGUGAAACACCAGAACCUUUGCGCAAAUACAGAGAAAAUGAAUUGCUAACUUUAAGAGGAGAUGGAACUGGAAAGCGCGAAGAAUGGGAUAGGAUUUAUGACUAUGAUGUCUACAAUGACUUAGGUAAUCCAGAUCAAGGUGCACAACAUGUUAGAACUACCUUAGGAGGUUCUGCUGACUACCCAUAUCCUCGUAGAGGAAGAACUGGUAGAGCACCAACACGAACAGAUCCUAAAAGUGAAAGCAGGAUUCCACUUAUUCUGAGCUUAGACAUCUAUGUACCAAGAGACGAACGUUUUGGUCACUUGAAGAUGUCAGACUUCCUAACAUAUGCUUUGAAAUCCAUUGUUCAAUUCAUCCUCCCUGAAUUACAUGCCCUGUUUGAUGGCACACCUAAUGAGUUCGAUAGUUUCGAGGAUGUACUUAGACUCUAUGAAGGAGGGAUCAAACUUCCUCAAGGACCUUUAUUUAAAGCUCUCACUGAUGCUAUUCCUCUAGAGAUGAUAAAAGAACUCCUUCGAACAGACGGUGAAGGAAUAUUGAGGUUUCCAACUCCUCUAGUGAUUCAAGAUAGUAAAACAGCAUGGAGGACUGAUGAAGAAUUCGCGAGAGAAAUGCUAGCUGGAGUUAAUCCUGUCAUAAUAAGUAGACUUCAAGAAUUUCCUCCAAAGAGCAAGCUAGAUCCCGAAGUAUAUGGAAAUCAAAAUAGUACAAUUACUGCAGAACACAUAGAGGAUAAGUUGGAUGGACUAACGAUUGAUGAGGCGAUCAACAAUAAUAAGCUUUUCAUACUGAACCACCAUGAUGUUCUUAUACCAUAUUUGAGGAGGAUAAACACUACAACAACAAAAACCUAUGCCUCGAGAACUUUGCUCUUCUUGCAAGAUAAUGGAUCUUUGAAGCCACUAGCAAUUGAAUUGAGUUUGCCACAUCCAGAUGGAGAUCAAUUUGGUGUUACUAGCAAAGUGUAUACUCCAAGUGAUCAAGGUGUUGAGAGCUCUAUCUGGCAAUUGGCCAAAGCUUAUGUUGCAGUGAAUGACUCUGGUGUUCAUCAGCUAAUUAGUCAUUGGUUGAAUACACAUGCAGUGAUUGAGCCAUUUGUGAUUGCAACAAACAGGAACCUAAGUGUGCUUCACCCUAUUCAUAAGCUUCUAUAUCCUCAUUUUCGGGACACAAUGAAUAUAAAUGCUUUGGCAAGACAGAUCCUAAUCAAUGCUGGUGGAGUUCUUGAGAGUACAGUUUUUCCAUCCAAAUUUGCCAUGGAAAUGUCAGCUGUGGUUUACAAAGAUUGGGUUUUCCCUGAUCAAGCCCUUCCGGCUGAUCUUGUCAAAAGGGGAGUAGCAGUUGAGGACUCGAGUUCUCCUCAUGGCGUUCGUUUACUGAUAGAGGACUAUCCAUAUGCUGUUGAUGGCUUAGAAAUCUGGUCUGCAAUCAAAAGUUGGGUGACAGACUACUGCAGUUUCUACUAUGGAUCAGACGAAGAUAUUCUGAAAGACAAUGAACUCCAAGACUGGUGGAAGGAACUCCGAGAAGUAGGACAUGGUGACAAGAAAGAUGAACCUUGGUGGCCUGAAAUGGAAACACCUCAAGAGCUAAUCGAUUCGUGUACCACCAUCAUAUGGAUAGCUUCAGCACUUCACGCAGCAGUCAAUUUCGGGCAAUAUCCUUAUGCAGGUUACCUCCCAAAUCGCCCUACAGUAAGUCGAAGAUUUAUGCCUGAACCAGGAACUCCUGAAUAUGAAGAACUAAAGAAAAAUCCUGAUAAGGCAUUCUUGAAAACAAUCACUGCUCAGUUACAAACAUUGCUUGGUGUUUCCCUCAUAGAGAUAUUGUCAAGGCAUACUACAGAUGAGAUUUACCUCGGACAAAGAGAAUCUCCCGAAUGGACAAAGGACAAAGAACCACUUGCUGCUUUCGACAACUUUGGGAAGAAGUUGACUGACAUUGAAAAUCAGAUUAUACAGAGGAAUGGUGACCAAAUAUUGAUAAACAGAUCAGGUCCUGUUAAGGCUCCAUAUACAUUGCUUUUCCCAACAAGCGAAGGCGGACUUACAGGCAAAGGAAUUCCCAACAGUGUGUCAAUAUAGACCUUUCUUACUCUUCAAUCCAUGAUAAGAAGAUCGUCGACACUGGAAAAUGAAGAAAGCUGGAGUUUGAAUAAAUCUUGAAAUAAAUUUUCAUUAAGUGUUAUUCCCUUAUGUUUGCUUCAUUUCUCUAUGUUUGAUUCUCCUAAGUUUACUGUAUUUCCAUUUUAAUCUGAGAAUAAUAAAAAUAAUUCCAGCAGAAAAUUCCUAUA
Messenger RNA from Solanum dulcamara, 2850 nucleotides. Its product is annotated as probable linoleate 9S-lipoxygenase 4. Gene Ontology annotation, biological process: lipid oxidation. Gene Ontology annotation, molecular function: protein binding; oxidoreductase activity, acting on single donors with incorporation of molecular oxygen, incorporation of two atoms of oxygen; metal ion binding. The record is from RefSeq and is a predicted model, not a curated record. The transcript is spliced from 9 exons. The coding region runs from base 62 to 2641 and encodes 859 amino acids. Lineage: Eukaryota; Viridiplantae; Streptophyta; Magnoliopsida; Solanales; Solanaceae.